Zychaea mexicana is the source of this 2028-nucleotide messenger RNA. Its product is annotated as ABC transporter transmembrane region 2-domain-containing protein. The record is from RefSeq and is a predicted model, not a curated record. Bases 1 to 2028 code for a protein of 675 amino acids. Gene Ontology annotation, molecular function: ATP binding; long-chain fatty acid transmembrane transporter activity; ABC-type transporter activity. Lineage: Eukaryota; Fungi; Mucoromycota; Mucoromycetes; Mucorales; Lichtheimiaceae. Gene Ontology annotation, cellular component: peroxisomal membrane. The transcript has 20 exons. Gene Ontology annotation, biological process: long-chain fatty acid import into peroxisome; fatty acid beta-oxidation; very long-chain fatty acid catabolic process.
AUGGCUCACGCACUGUCCGUUUUAACAAAGAAGCGAUCGGUCAGCGCGCUGGUCAUUGCCCUUAUCUAUGCGUUAUAUAAGGCCAAGCAGCACUUUCAAAGCCAGGCUGGCAAGAGUGCUGCACCAGGCCAAGCAGCUUCGUCGUCGUCUUCUUCCUCAAAUGCUCGUACCAGCAGCUCCAGUAAACGUAAACAUAAGGGCAAGGUGGGCGUCAAUUCCACAUUCUUCAAGCAAAUGCGUGACUUGUUACCGAUCUGCAUUCCAGGCGUUUUUACAAAGGAAGCCGGAUUGCUCGCGGCUCUUGCUUCAGUAUUGAUUGCACGAACUUGGUUGGAUAUUUGCUCGGUUGUGAAGGCAAUCGUGUCGCGUAACAAAGAGCAGUUCAUUGCCAAAGCAAUUGUCGAGUUCGGAUUCAUGAUGUGGCCAAUGAGUAUCGUCAACAACUCGCUUAAAUUAACCAUCAGUGCUUUGGCAUUGUGCUUCCGUGAACGCUUGACAAAGUUCGCCCACAACCAAUAUUUGGACGGCAUCACAUUCUACAAGAUUUCCAACUUGGAUAACCGACUUCAAAAUGCAGAUCAACUACUGACACAGGAUAUUGAUAAAUUUUCCGAAAACUUGUCGCAUUUGUACUCGGAUAUUGCCAAGCCAAUUGUAGAUAUUUUCUUGUUUGCUUAUAAGCUUGGUGAAGCCAUUGGUAAUGAAGCACCCUUCGCUAUGAUUUCGUACUUUGUUCUGUCGGGUGUGAUCCUACGUGCAUUCUCGCCACCUUUCGGUCGAUACACGGCUGCCGAGCAAAAGCUCGAGGGUGAUUUCCGCUUCACUCAUUCGCGUAUUAUCGCGCACUCUGAAGAAAUCGCAUUCUAUGGGGGUGGCGAGCGUGAGAAGGAAGUUGUAAACAACACAUUCCAAAAGAUUGUCAACCAUGUUCGUAAAGUAUACACCUUACGCUUCUUGAACGGUAUCUUUGACUCCGUCCUUGUGAAAUACUGCGCAACUAUGACAGCUUACUAUUUGCUCGCCCGUCCUGUCUUUGAUCCUCGAUAUGCAACCCAUCAUAUGGGCGCUAUGCUUGACGAUCCAACCAAACUGAUGGAAGAUUAUUCCAGAAAUUCUGUUGGACGAUUGAUCUUGACUGGACGUGAUUUAACCCGAUUUGCAGGUUACACGCAUCGAGUAGCAGAACUGUUUGAAGUGCUACGUGAUGUUAGCAAGGGCAAAUACAGCCGUACCAUGGUAUCUAAUGAGACUGAAGCGACACGGAACAAGGUGGUAGACUCGAAGGAUAUGAAGGGCAAGGUGCUCAUCAAGGACGGCGUCAUCGUAUUCGACAAUGUUCCUAUUGUAACACCCAACAGUGAUGUUUUGCUCAAGGACUUGUCCUUUAGAGUAAACACCGGCAUGAACUGUCUUAUUUCCGGUCCUAACGGCUGCGGUAAGAGCUCACUCUUCCGUAUCUUGGGCGAUUUGUGGCCAUUGUUUGGUGGCACUGUAACAAAGCCAGCAGCAUCCAAGUUAUUCUACGUACCACAGAAGCCGUACCUUGCAUUGGGAACAUUCCGUGACCAAGUCAUUUACCCGGACACAGCUGCCCAGGCAAAGGCCCGUGGGUAUGAUGAUGACACAUUAAUGGACCUAUUAAACACUGUCCAUCUCGGAUACCUUGUGGAACGUGAAGGUGGCUGGGACGCUCUUCAAGACUGGGCUGAUGUGCUUUCUGGUGGUGAAAAGCAACGUGUGGCAAUGGCUCGUUUGUUCUACCAUAAGCCCCAAUUUGCCAUUUUGGAUGAAUGCACAAGUGCAGUCAGUGUUGAUAUCGAAGCCAUCAUGUACGAGCAUGCUCGUAAAUUAGGUAUCACACUUUUCACAGUGUCGCACAGAACUUCCUUGGUACGCCACCACGAAUACUUGCUGCGGUUCGAUGGCGAGGGCCAUUAUGAGUUUCGAGAACUUGACCCUGAGGACAUGGCAACACCGUUCGGCUUUGGCCAUGGAAAGUCCAAGUCAUCCUCAAAGUUAGACCAUUAA